This is a messenger RNA of Homarus americanus (American lobster), 1453 nucleotides long. RefSeq lists its product as uncharacterized. NCBI's taxonomy places the organism in Eukaryota, Metazoa, Arthropoda, Malacostraca, Decapoda, Nephropidae. The record is from RefSeq and is a predicted model, not a curated record. Bases 139 to 588 code for a protein of 149 amino acids. The transcript has 4 exons.
CGGAGGUGUUUAGUGGUAAGCUGGACUGGACUGGUGGUGUGUGUCUGGCCUCUACCUCACACACACACACACACAGUAGAGGUAAAGUUCUUGCUGAGAGGUACAGUUGACGAGGGACGACCCACAACACACACAUACAUGAUGAAGGUACGGUGGGUGACAACAAUGUGGUGGGUGACAACAGUGUGGUGGGUGUUCAUGACGGCAGUGUUGUCACAUGAUGGUCUGGUAACUUCACAAGGACUUACUGCCACUGGAAAGAUCUACGUCAGAGUGCCAAAGAUUAUGACCACAGGAACAGUCAUUCGUACCUCAUUCGUAAUUAGUGACGGCCUGUGUGGAAUAGACUGCUGUAAGACCUUGUGUGAAGCCUUCUCGCUCCGCACCACAGACGCGGGGAGAGAAUGCAUCACCUACAUUAACAUAGCCAGCGUGGUCACUGUAGCACUGGACUACGAGUAUGAAAUUUACACCAAUGAAAACAAUGUUGAGAACUUGCUCAGUCAGAUUGCCGUCCCUGCUAAAGCUAUUGGGAAAGUUGUUGCUGAAGCUAGUGGGGUAGCUGUUGGUGGUAAGAGAGGAAAGUAGCAACUGUACCAAUGAUCUUUACAAACUUGAGACAGAGAUUCCCGUCAUCACUCCGCCAGAAAGUUGUUCAUAAAACUCGUUCUUAUAAAGCUGUUGAUGGUGUAGGGAGCGAGGUAGGAGGGUGGAUCAGCCUCCUACCAUACAGACAGAGUGUCGGCCGCCUUUCUCUUACCAGGUGAAGCAGAGAGACCAGGUGACUCCAAGACGAUAAUGAGUCAUGGAAUAUUUUUUAUAUUAAGUGUGAUUUGCUUAUAUGUCACCUCAUUUACCAGAGCUAAUUAAUCCUUAAAACACAAUUGUCGAUUUUGCCUUACGGGGAUAACUUUGUUGUUAUUUAUUGUUGAAAGUUGAUGGACAGUCAUUCAUAUUUAUUCCAUUUUAUUCAAGAUUCUUUAAAGAUAAUCUAACCUAUGUAUAACUAAAUUGGGUUAAGUUAGGUUAGGUUAAGUGAAGUUGGGUUGUUAGAUUAGGUUAGGCUAAGUGUUCAUAGUUUGUUUGGUGUUUAUUUACAUGUGGAGAUCAAUAUGAGUGUUUGGAAAAGGGGAAGUCAUUCUUAUUUAGCCCUGUGUGUGUGUGUGUGUGUGUGUGUGUGUGUGUGUGUGUUUGUGUGUGUGUGUGUGUGCUGUCUUAUCAUGUAUUAUAUUUGUAUAAUAAUGUUACUUUAUUAUGUAUUAGUUUGUAAAUAAUUUUUCAUUUCUUCAAUUUUUUUCUUCUGUUGUAUCUGUUGUUAAUCUCAGCCAAGAUGUGAUGAUACACCUUAUCUCUCGUCCUGUCCUUCAAUUUAGGUAAAUAUAUCCACUACCAAGGACAUCAUUAUAUUAUAUUGUAGCCUUGUACACUGUGUAUUAUAAUGUACAGUCACCCA